UUCCAUGUGUGAGUGAUUAAGCCAACAGUAAGCAUGCUGACCGCACAGAGGGCUGCCCGGCACCUGGUUAGAACUUCAGUCUCCUCAUCCCUCACACACUGCUCUCUGAUCCAUACUUCAGUACUCUGUCAGGACCGCGCUGAGCUGCAUUCUGAAUGGGCCGGUCUGGCUAAGAAACAGCUGAAGGGGAAGAAUCCAGAAGAUCUGAUCUGGCACACUCCUGAGGGGAUUAAAAUCAAGCCCGUGUACACCAAAACAGACUCAAAAGAUGUUGCUGAUGAACUGCCAGGAGUGUUUCCUUACACUAGAGGGCCCUAUCCCACCAUGUACACAUACAGACCUUGGACUAUCAGGCAGUAUGCUGGAUUCAGCACUGUUGAGGAGAGCAAUAAGUUCUAUAAAGACAACAUAAAGGCUGGUCAGCAGGGUCUUUCUGUGGCCUUUGACCUCCCAACACACCGUGGUUAUGACUCGGACAACCCCAGGGUCCACGGAGAUGUGGGCAUGGCUGGAGUGGCUAUAGAUACAGUUGAGGACAUGAAGUUGCUCUUUGAUGGAAUCCCAUUGGAGAAGAUGUCUGUUUCAAUGACUAUGAAUGGAGCAGUUAUCCCUGUGUUGGCAAUGUUUAUUGUCACUGGAGAGGAGCAGGGCGUUCCAAAAGAGAAACUAACUGGCACGAUUCAAAAUGAUAUUUUGAAGGAAUUUAUGGUGCGCAACACCUAUAUUUUCCCCCCGGAACCUUCCAUGCACGCCAUUGCAGACAUCUUUGCAUAUACCUCUAAGCACAUGCCUAAGUUCAACUCCAUAUCCAUCAGUGGCUACCAUCUUCAGGAGGCCGGCGCCGAUGCCAUCUUGGAAGUAGCCUACACCAUUGCUAACGGCCUGGAGUACUGCCGCACUGGACUGAAAGCAGGGUUAACCAUAGAUGAAUUUGCUCCAAGGCUGUCGUUCUUCUGGGGCAUCGGGAUGAAUUUCUACAUGGAAAUUGCCAAGCUGAGGGCAGCCAGGAGGUUAUGGGCUACGCUCAUUAAAGAAAAUUUCCAGCCCAAGAAUGCCAAGUCUCUCCUCCUGCGCACACAUUGCCAGACCUCAGGCUGGUCUCUCACUGAACAAGAUCCAUACAACAAUGUGAUCCGCACGGUGAUUGAAGCCAUGGCCGCUGUGUUUGGGGGGACCCAGUCGCUGCACACCAACUCUUUCGAUGAAGCUCUGGGCUUGCCCACCGUGAAAAGCGCUCGCAUCGCCAGGAACACUCAGAUCAUCAUCCAGGAGGAGUCGGGCAUCCCCAAAGUUGCAGAUCCUUGGGGAGGCUCGCACAUGAUGGAGGCUCUCACAGAUGAUGUCUAUAACACUGCUUUGAAGUUUAUUAAAGACAUCGAAGAGAUGGGAGGCAUGGCCAAAGCGGUAGCCGAGGGAAUUCCAAAGCUCCGUAUUGAGGAAUGUGCUGCUCGUAGACAGGCCCGCAUUGACUCAGGCUCAGAAGUUAUUGUUGGUGUGAACAAGUACCGUCUGGAGACGGAGGAGACGGUGGAGGUCCUGGCCAUAGAUAACACCGCUGUGCGCCAGAAGCAGAUUGAAAAACUGAAAAAGGUCAGUGGUACGGUUAACAGCUUGAUGAGCUGGCAGUAUGACAGGUAUAAUAUACAUGCGCCUUUUAAUCGGCACAGGAGUUUUUUUUCUUUAAACUGGAAAAAACGGUUUGCAGAGUUUGGGAAACAUCAAGGCUUUUGUAUUGAGUGUGGAUAUCUUAAAAUAGUACUUAAUGAUUAUUUAUCGCUCGAAUCUGCUCCUUUCUGCAGAUGCUCUGUUGGUGAGAUAACCGAAGCCAUGAAGAAGGUGUUUGGUGAACACAAGGCCAGCACCAGGAUGGUGAGCGGGGCUUACCGCACUGAGUUCGGAGAGCAUGAAGAGAUCACUCUGGCCAACAACAGAGUUGUAGAGUUCAAGAGGCAUGAGGGGAGGAAUCCUCGAUUGCUGGUGGCAAAGAUGGGGCAGGACGGUCACGACAGAGGUGCCAAAGUUAUCGCCACGGGGUUCGCAGACCUGGGCUUCGAUGUAGACAUCGGACCACUGUUUCAGACCCCCCGGGAGGUGGCCCAGCAGGCGGUUGAUGCAGACGUUCACUGUGUCGGGGUCAGCACGCUGGCCGCAGGACACAAGACCCUGGUGCCAGAGCUCAUCAAGGAACUGCAAAAACUCAACAGGCCAGAUAUACUUGUCAUCUGUGGAGGUGUCAUCCCACCCCAGGACUACGAGUUCUUGUACCACAGUGGCGUAUGCGCCAUCUUUGGCCCAGGAACCAGGAUCCCACAGGCUGCAGUGGAGGUUAUUGACAACAUUGAAAAGAGCCUGGAAAAGAAUCGACAAGCAAUGUGAAAGCGAACUGCUUGUUCAAGCGUCUGUACAGGAUCAGUCUGACGAGGAUGUAAAAGAAAAAGCAAGACUAAUUGUUACAUUUAGUUUUUUGUGUGUUCAUUAACAACACUCAAAAUGAACAAUGUAACGUCACACAAACCUCCUCAGUAGGAUUUGAAUGAUGUUUGUUAAUGAUUUCACUCUUUGCAUCAUACCUGUGUGUUCUCUGUAUUGAUUUCUUAAUCAGUCUGAUUAUAUUACAUCUAAAAUUCCAGAGUGUAAAAGAAAGCACUUAUCAUACACUGUUAUUCCAAUUAGGAUUAUGAUGUGACAGAAAUUUGUCCUUUUUUUUUUUACAAUCCAAGAUAAAACACGGGGAAAACCA
Molecule: messenger RNA, 2740 nt
Organism: Neolamprologus brichardi
Lineage: Eukaryota; Metazoa; Chordata; Actinopteri; Cichliformes; Cichlidae
Source: RefSeq, a predicted model, not a curated record